This is a messenger RNA of Nelumbo nucifera (sacred lotus), 1657 nucleotides long. RefSeq names its product ACT domain-containing protein ACR4-like. NCBI's taxonomy places the organism in Eukaryota, Viridiplantae, Streptophyta, Magnoliopsida, Proteales, Nelumbonaceae. The record is from RefSeq and is a predicted model, not a curated record.
CCGUUACACUACACCAACAUCAAUAUUACAGCAGUACACCACCACUCAUUGUGAGAAAGCACAAGACACAGAAAGAAACAGAGAGCAAAACAGAACACGAGAAACACGAAAACUAAAACUCUGUCAUUCCACUGCUCUCCUUUGGUUUUCGAUCUCGUCUUCUGUUUCCAAUGGAUCAUUGUUCUUCCUCUGUCGACGUUGACGAUGAAUUUGAGAAGCUUGUCAUUCGAAUGAAUCCUCCGAGGGUUACUGUAGAUAAUAUUUCAAGCAGUAAAGCAACUUUGAUCAAGGUUGAUAGCGCUAAUAAGCAUGGGAGUCUGUUAGAGGUCGUUCAGGUUCUGACUGAUUUGAAUCUUACCAUUAGCAGGGCAUACAUAUCUUCAGAUGGUGAAUGGUUUAUGGACGUAUUCCAUGUUAUAGACCAAAAUGGGAAUAAGCUAUCGGAUGAGAAAGUCAUCGACCGCAUUCAACAGUCACUGGGACCAAGUAGAGUACAAAACCUCCGGUCCUUGAGAAGGUCAGUGGGUGUUCAGGCUGCUGCUGAACACACAACCGUUGAAUUGACUGGAAGAGAUCGUCCUGGGUUGCUUUCAGAGAUCUUUGCUGUUCUUAUGGACCUCAAAUGCAAUGUGGUAGCUGCUGAAAUCUGGACCCACAAUUCAAGGAUGGCAUCAGUUGUGUACAUCAACGAUGAAGCCACCGGAUCAUCAAUUGACGAUGGGGACCGGCUCGCCAGGAUCAAACAACUCCUCCUUUAUGUGCUUAAAGGGGAUAGAGAUAUGCGCACUGCCAACACUGCUGUUUCUGUUGGUGCCACCCAUACCCAAAGGAGGCUGCAUCAAAUGAUGUAUGCUGAUCGUGAUUAUGACAAGGAUUAUUAUGUGGAUGGUGUGCCCACAACUGAUCGCAGCAAACCAUGUGUGAUGGUUGAGAAUUGUGUAGACAAGGGUUAUACCGUAGUGAAUUUGAGGUGUCAGGACAGGCCCAAACUUCUCUUUGAUACCGUCUGCACAUUAACAGACAUGCAGUAUGUGGUCUUCCAUGCCACUGUCAAUACAGAAGGACCCGAAGCUUGUCAGGAGUAUUAUAUCAGACAUAAAGAUGGGUGUCCCAUUAGUUCCGAAGCAGAGAGACAACGGUUGAUCCAUUGCUUGGUAGCUGCUAUUCAGAGGCGAAGUACAGAGGGAAUAAGACUUGAACUGUGUAGUGAAGACCGCGUGGGGCUUCUAUCUGAUGUAACCCGCAUAUUCAGAGAGAAUGGGCUUGUAGUCACUCGGGCCGAAGUAACAACCUGUGGGUCCCAGGCUGUGAAUGUGUUCUAUGUGAUGGAUUCAUCAGGGAAUCCUGUAAAGAGUGAAACAAUUGAGGCUGUACGGAGUGAGAUUGGGCAGACGAUUCUCCAUGUGAAAGAAGAGAUGUACACUAAUAAAACUCCUGCACAGGAGAACGGGAGGUUUUCUCUUGGUAAUCUGUUCCGAUCAAGAUCGGAGAAGAUUCUAUACAACUUGGGAUUGAUAAGAUCAUGCUCAUAAUCAUAAGAAAAGCAUCUUUAAUUAGUUAGGUCAAUUAGGUUUAGGUGGCUGCUUUACGAUGUAAAUAUAUGAGUAGCUGGGUCUGGCCGGUGUGCUAUCACCUAGUCUAGCACUAGCAGUUGCAG